CUGAACUAGGCCGGACGCCCCGCAUACCUCCCUCUCCUAGACAAGCAUUAAAAUGGUCGCCACCGGACUGGCCGUGGGCCUUAACAAGGGCCAUGUGGUCACUAAGCGGGAGCAGGCUGUGCGCCCGUCUCGCACCAAGGGGCGUCUUGGCAAGCGCGUCAAGUUCGUCCGCGAGGUGAUUCGCGAUGUGGCCGGCCUGGCCCCCUACGAGAAGCGCAUCAUGGAGCUUCUGAAGGUUGGCAAGGAUAAGCGCGCCCUGAAGGUGGCCAAGCGGAAGCUGGGCACCCACAUCCGCGGCAAGCGGAAGCGUGAGGAGCUGGCGGGCCUGAUGCGCAAGAUGAAGAAGUAAAGGAGCCAGGUGGCGGCUCUCACGGCAACUUGCCAUGUGUAACGCGUGGAGUUGGGACUGGCGCUGUCUGGGGUCCCGUAGUGCGCGUGUAGCGGACUGCAGGAGCGCAGCACGGCAGCGUCAGCGUCAGCGAGCCUUGGCAUAGAGCAGCCAGCAGCACAGCAGCAUGGCGGGUUGGGCAGGGGGAGCGUCGCGGAGCGAAGCGGGGCUGCAGGAGCGGCGCAAGGUGGACGGUGGCUGUCUGCAAUGGCGCGGCUGGGCGGGAAGCGCACAGCGCUCGUUGCGGCGUUGCCUACGGCCGCAGGGCCCGGCAGAAUCCGGCGGCAGGUGCUGGUUAUGCGGGGCCAAGCACCUGCUGGCCAAGCAAGCUGGCGGCGCCUCCGCUGAAGCGGAGGCUGCACGUGCAUGGGCACUGACCAUCCGGGGGCAGUAGUGUGGCAUGUGCGGUUGGUGCCAGCCAGUGCUGAGCCAUGCGCCGACACCCGGACCGGGGGGGAGGGAAGGACGCAGUGUGCAGGCAGGGGUCAGGAGCGUCAGCAUCUUUGGGGCGCACGCGCAGCGUUAUCAUAGUCACCUGCGAUGAUUUGCAGAAGCGAUGACAGCAAAACACAUAAUGUUGGGAGAACAAUGCAUAUGCGUUUGCUGGCGACGCCUCGCUUGACAGCCAAGGAAAGACAGUGCCGCGGGCAGAUGGGACCCCCAGGGACCCGUGCAUGGGUCAGUAAACAACGUGUUUCCACGGUGCGUGUCGUUUCUGCGACCCCAGCUCAUUCCAUUGUACACCGAGAUUGCGAUGGGUGAAGGGGUCGGGCAACGUCAGGCCCUGGACUUGGUACGCUUGCAAAGGGCUCAGGGAGUCGCAUCACAGCAGGCGGGCUUAGGUGCAAAACACAGUGAAGCUCCAGCCGCAGGAAGGCCCCAAUUAUUGGUUGCAUGGCUCUCAAAUGAAAAUUUUCCAA
Molecule: messenger RNA, 1308 nt
Organism: Chlamydomonas reinhardtii
Lineage: Eukaryota; Viridiplantae; Chlorophyta; Chlorophyceae; Chlamydomonadales; Chlamydomonadaceae
Exons: 3
Coding region: 53-349 (98 amino acids)
Biological process (GO): cytoplasmic translation
Cellular component (GO): ribosome; cytosolic large ribosomal subunit
Molecular function (GO): structural constituent of ribosome
Source: RefSeq, a predicted model, not a curated record